AUGAAUGAAAUUUCAGCUGAACUAUACAGUACUACACUAAUUGAUAAAGAUUAUAGGGAUGUAAUUUUUGAAUCAAUAGAUAUACUAAAAAAUUUGAACAGAAAAUUCGACCUAAUUAUCGAUAUUGGCUGCGCUGAGGGCGGUCUAACAAAAUUGUUGGCCAAACAUGUGCCGCACAAACAAAUUGUGGCCAUCGAUGUUGUACCCGAUUUGAUCAGUUUUGCCGAAAAACAUAACAACGACCAGUCAAUUGAUUAUAAAUUGGCCGAUAUGUCGGUCGAUUGGGAACAGUUGCCGUCGAGUAUUACUAAAUUGAAGGAAACGGUUGAUUUGGUUUUUUCAAGUUUUACCUUACAUUAUAUGAAAGAUAAACAACAGGUGAUGAACUUAAUAUGGAAAUUGUUGGCACCGGGAGGUAUAUUCUAUGGUAAUCUAUGUUGUAUACCGGAUCUGAAUAAGAAAUUGUUGCCAAAAGACAACGACAACAAUUCAAUUGAUGAUAACUGGUAUCCGACAGUUGAAAAUCAGAUGAAAGAUUAUGAACAGGCAUUAGCUGUCAAUGGAUUUGUGGUCGAAAAGUUCAAUCGUAUCGAUAAAGUUUGGGAAACAAAUCGCAAGGAUGUUAUAGAAAUGAUGCCAGUUUUGUUCAACGAUUAUAAGUUAUUUUAUCCAAAACCAAUGGAUCAAUUUGAUAAAGAGUUUCGCACUAAUAUGUUGGACAUUGUUUUCAAUGCCUAUACCAGUCCAGCAAACGAACCACCCGUUCCUAAUGCUUGGCAACAAUUUUUGGCCAACGAUAACAUACAGGAGCUUAAGGUCUAUACAACCUAUUUGCAAGUUGUGGCCAAAAAAUUGGAAAACUAA
Oppia nitens is the source of this 864-nucleotide messenger RNA. RefSeq lists its product as uncharacterized. The transcript has 3 exons. Lineage: Eukaryota; Metazoa; Arthropoda; Arachnida; Sarcoptiformes; Oppiidae. The record is from RefSeq and is a predicted model, not a curated record. The coding region runs from base 1 to 864 and encodes 287 amino acids.